Schistocerca gregaria is the source of this 1235-nucleotide messenger RNA. RefSeq lists its product as uncharacterized. NCBI's taxonomy places the organism in Eukaryota, Metazoa, Arthropoda, Insecta, Orthoptera, Acrididae. The coding region runs from base 195 to 686 and encodes 163 amino acids. The transcript is spliced from 2 exons. The record is from RefSeq and is a predicted model, not a curated record.
CAUUCGGAAGAGAAAGUUGGUGACUGAAAUUUCGUAAAAAGGUCUCCGACAGCCAUCAGGACAAUGAAGAAAGUGUAGUAGCUCCAGUGUGUGCAGAUGAAGAAUGUGAUUCGUGCAACAAAUGUGAUGAUGUAAACACAGCCCAGGACAGUUUUCCACUAAAUUUAGGGGAAAAUGAAGCUUCUACAUCCAACAUGCCUUCUGAUGUUCCAAAUUCUAGAUGUCUAAGAUUAACAACCAGGACAACGUUUGCUUCCCCUGGAAGUCAGUCAGAAACUGAUACUGGGCAACGUAAUGAAGGAAAAGAAACAGCAAAAGAUGGGACUGUGUGGAAUAUUGUACCAGUGGGUUCUAAUGCAGGUUGUCUACAAAGUCAUAGCAUUUUGCGGGAAAGAUCAGGACCAACAUCACGUGCUAAAAGGAAAACUCAAAGUGAGAAACUUCUUAGUGCUUGGGAGUUAAUUUUCAGUGCUUCCAUGAUGCGCCACAUGAAGCACUGUACUGAAGCUGAGGCUCGUCGUCGAACACAAGACAAUUCCUGGACAGUAGUCACUGAAGAACUGGGUGCUUUUAUCGCCAUAAUGUAUGCAGGAGGAGUGUAUGGGGCAAAGAAUUUUCCUCUCAAAAGCCUAUGGUCAACAGUAUUGGGUCCUCAGUUUUUCAGACAUACUACGGGACCGAAAUAAUGAAGUAUACAAGGUUUGACACCAAGCCCACUAGAUCUGAAUGCCUCAAGGCUGACAAAUUCGCUCUUGUCUCAGAUAAUGAAAUAAUGCAAUUCUACAAUGAAACAAAAUUUGGGGUCAAUGUUGUAGAUCAAAUGACAAGGAUGUAGUCCACAAAGGCCGGUACAAGAUGUUGGCCAAUGCAUGUAUUUUCCAACAUUCGUGAUUUGGCUGCCAUAAAUUCCUAGGUGUUGUAUAAGGAAGUGAUUGGUACGUGACUUAGCAGGCAGAAGUAUAUUUUCGAUUUGUGUGAAGAGCUUUGAGUGCAGUAUAUAUCACCAAGACAUAAAGAGCCAGACCAGAAUCAUGCAGACACUAAAGGCGGACUACAGAGGGUAACUGAGAGAGAGAAGUGUAAAAUUUGUACCUCAUGUAAAGGAAACCAUACUGCUACUGUUUGUUCAGGUUGUGAGAAAGCAGUAUGUGGCAAAUGUGAGAAGAGAAGACACGUGUGGUGUGACAAGUGUAGCAGUAAACAGCAGUGAACUACAGUGGAGAGUGUGUGUGUGU